AGUCAGAAUGGGUGUUGCUGAGGAGCAGCUCCCUGCACAGAAGGGAAGCAUCCCAGUGACACCAGUCAAGGACAAGUUACCGACCACAAAAUUCCAUUACAUCACCAUAUCCAUCAUUUUGGUGAGCUGCUUAUCUAAAGUCAACUACAACCCCUGUAAGGGAGAGGAGCGCUACCAUGUGGUGGGUUUGAGAGGAUUGGUGUCUCUACUUGUGACCAUCACACCCAUGAUUACCAGUGUGGUAGUCAUGUACUUGCUCGUGAUCCACGUCUUCGCUGUCAUUGGAGUUCAGCUGUGGAUGGGGGAGCUGAACAACCGAUGCUUCCUGGGAGAGGACAUUGUCACAAAGUACAACUUGUCUCUGAGUCCGUACUAUGUCUCAGCCCCCGGGGAAAUUGAUCCAUUUCUCUGUUCAACUGAAGAUAUGAAUGGAAAUAGGCGGUGCGCUGACAUUCCAGCCUAUAAAGAAGGUGGGAAGGUUUGUACACUGGCAGCUCCACCUAACAAUUGGCCGGGUAACUGGUCAGCCAGUGGUGGAGACUGUGUUAACUGGAACGUUUACUACAACGUAUGUCGACCCGAUGGCCCAAACCCCUAUGUUGAGUACCUCAACUUCAACAACAUCAGACAUGCCUGGAUUACUGUUUUCCAGCUCAUGACUUUUGAAGGCUGGACAGAAGUCAUGCACUAUAUAAUGGACACGCAUUCUUUCUGGAGUUUCGUGUAUUUCGUCCUUGUCACCCUUAUUGGUACAUUCAUCUUCCUCAACACCUGCGCUGUGGUCAUAGCCACUUUCUUCUCGGAGGCCAUGAUAAAAGCGACUGAAGACUCCUGCUCUUUCACAUCCCCCUUCCUGACCUGGUGCUACGGGUUGAUUAAGAAGUUCUUCGACAGGUUACCCAACUGCAGCUUCAGCAAAGGGAAAAAUGUGUCAACGAAGAGGGUGAGAAAGAUAGUAGAUGGCAAUUUAUUUUCCGGAGGGAUUUUGUUUGCCAUCUUCCUGGAUACUGUCUCCAUGGCCGUUCAGCACCAUGGGCAGCCUUUGAAAAUGACAGAGGUGUUAAAAAUUUGCAAUUACCUUUUCACUGUUGUGUUCACCAUGGAGAUUGUCCUAAAAGUACUUGCUUAUGGACAUCUGUACUUCAUGGAAGGAAGCAACUUAUUUGACUUCACCAUCGUCAUGAUCAGUCUGUGCGACGUAGCUGGACUGUUCAACACCGGGCUACCAGCUGUGCGAGCACUUCGGAUGAUGCGCUUUGGGCGCCUGGUGAACAACUUCCCCUACCUGAAGAGGCAGCUGAUGCUGCUGUUCAGGACCUUAGGGAAGGUGUUCACCCUCUGCCUGUUGAUGAUGAUCACGUACAAGAUCCAACAUGUGAAUGACUCUCACGCCGAUCUGUUGCUUCUUUUCAGUGUGAUGGGGAUGUACAUGUUUGGCUGUAGAUAUGAUGAGAGGCAAAACUUUGAUUCACUUACCUGGUCCAUGGUGACAGUCUUCCAGGUUCUGACUCAAGAAGACUGGAAUAUAGUGCUGUACAAUGCCAUGUCUUCCACUUCCGGAUGGUCUGCUAUCUACUUUGUUGUCACCAGCAUGAUUGGGAAUAACAUUCUUCUCAAUGUCCUUAUGAGCAUUGUGGUUGAGAGCUUCCAGACUGCGCCACCCAUUGUAGAAGAUGCUAAGACCGGCUCAGCUGUGCCAAAUCCUAAACACUCCAUAAUGUGCAUACCUCUGGUAUCUGUUCCAGGGACCAAUGGCAGCUUCUGCAUUCAGAAAGAGAAACCCAUGCCAAACGUUACUGAUAUGUAUCUGCCGAACCCCACAGAGAUUUUUGAACUGCUUCCAAAGACCACUGCAGUGGUGCAGGGAGCACAAAGAAUGGACAUUCUUCCUGUUGCCUCCAACCAACAGGCAUGUCCUACACGCACAAACAUUUUUAUAAUCAGCCUGUUCUGUUUGAUCUAUAGAACUGUAUUGGACCAUCCCAUUAAACUGUUCUUAUUCCGCAUGCUUUGCCAGAAAUUGGUCCAGCACAAGUAUUUUGAUUGGAGCAUCAUGCUCUUCAUCUUGAUAGGUUGUGUCACCAACGCUUUUGAGAGACCUGCAAUAAUGGCCGAUAGCACAGAGCGAGCUAUUCUAAACAUAUUCUCUGAUGUCCUGGUAGCUAUUUUCACAGUGGAGAUGGUAGUGAAGGUUACAGCCAAAGGUUUUGUGUAUGGAGAAAACAGCUACUGCAAGAGCUUCUGGAAUAUCCUGGAUGGUUUUCUAGUCAUUUCGUCUUUGGGGCAUGUACUUUUCAAGCUUGUGGCAUCUGGAGAGACGCGGAUGUUUAGUCUGAUGAAAGUUUUACGCCUGCUACGUGCUCUCCGCCCUCUCAGGGUGAUCAAGAGAGUGCCAAAACUGAAGCUGGCUGUGGAGGCUCUUGUGUCAUCGGUGAAACCCAUGGCAAACAUCAUUCUCAUUAGCUGCGUCUUCCUCUUUUUUUUUGGCAUUGUUGGAGUUCAGGCCCUGCUUACCCUUUUUGUAAUGUACUCUAAAGAUGGAUGGUUAGCCGUUAUGUAUGACGGUUUAGAUGCUGUUGAUGUUAACAAGCAGCCCAAAAAGAACAACAAUCAGUGGCCGCUGAUGUUUUUCAUCCUGUUCAUGGUCAUGAGCUUGUUUCUUCUGGACAUGUUCAUCGGUGUGAUGGUGGAGACCUUCCACCAGUGUCGUCAGGCACAGAAACAAGAGGACAAUGGCAAACCGCCAGAUAGCAGUCCUUCCACUCAAAAUGCGGUGGCGCCACUUGAAGAGAACUAUGCAGCCACACAUAAAUACAUAGUUAAACUGAGCACCGGCAGGAAUUGGGACAUUCUAGCAACCAUCAUAAUAUCCUGCAAUAUCUUGAUCAUGGCUUUUGAGCAUCAUCGACAGCCAAAGCUUAAACUUGGCCAUUUUAAUAGCGUCCAUCAUCAGCGCAGUUUUCAGUCUGUUGAGAAUGACACGCACAGUGAACUUCAGUUUCAAUGCACUGAGAGUCUGUCACAUCCUCCGACUUGCACAAGUGCUGAAGGACAGGAGGGUUACAGUUCUGAUGAGGACGAUCACCAAAACUCUCUCUCAGCUUGCACCCCUGACUACCCGUGCCUCGGGAUAAACCGGUACACCCAUUUCAAAAAUUUCCCCAUGGCUCUGCUCGCCCUGUACGCAGUCUGCACCGGGGACAACUGGAAUGGAAUCUUGAAAGUAUGUACACACAUCACACAUGCAUCUAUACAACCUUCAGCAAUGAGGGUUUUUAGUAAUUUGCUCACUGGACACCUGUCACGUACAACUGCACAGCCGGGCCAAGACACCCUGAGGGAGUGCCGACCCGACGACGCCGACUGUUCCAGUUACUUACGCUGGGCCUCACCGAUGUACUUUAUAACUUUCGUUAUCGUGGCCCAGUUUGUGCUAGCGAACCUGGUGGUGGCUGCCAUCGUGCAAGCACUUGAGGACAGUAAAAAGGAGAGUUUCAUAGGCAAUAAUCCAGGAGAUGAGAUGAUGACUGUUCACACAGGAGUCUAUUUGAGCUCUCCACAGUCUGUGAUGGAGAUCCUCUUGGAGGUUCGCCCGGAGCGCGAA
This is a messenger RNA of Menidia menidia (Atlantic silverside), 3604 nucleotides long. NCBI's taxonomy places the organism in Eukaryota, Metazoa, Chordata, Actinopteri, Atheriniformes, Atherinopsidae. The record is from the annotation of a GenBank genome assembly.